Lactuca virosa is the source of this 1335-nucleotide messenger RNA. The record is from the annotation of a GenBank genome assembly. Lineage: Eukaryota; Viridiplantae; Streptophyta; Magnoliopsida; Asterales; Asteraceae.
AUGAAGCAAUCAAGACAAUCUAACAAAGUCGUUUUUCAAGGAUUAAAAGAGUUAGUUAAAUUUGGAAAGUUUGUAGAGACAGAAGGUGUUCAAGCUUCUAGUACUCCAAUUGCAAUAUUAGUUGAAGAGCAUGUAGCUCCAGCAAGAUCAAAUCUCAGUUCUUCAUUUGAGGUUUCUGAUAGUGACGAUGACAAUGAUACUAAUGAUGAUGUUGAUGAUUCUGAUGAUGAUGAUAGUGAUAGUGAUGAUAAUGGAAUGGAUUUUCGUAUGUAUGUACCACCAAAGGAGUCGAUCAGUAAGGAUGUGGAUACUCCAACUGAGACGGAAAAGGAUGUCAAUAUCUUUAAGCAGUCAAAUGAUCCCACACCCGAACAGAUGGAUGCUCUCAUUGCUCAACUACAGUCAACUACAAGGAAGCCUCCCCAAGCGGUUCCUGUUAUUUCUGAUUCUCCAUCUGAGAGUGAUAAAAUUGAUUCAAACGCCUCCUUAGUGCCAAGAAAGCAAAGACGUAAAGAUCCAAGGCCGGGAGUGCUUUCUACUGAGCCAGUACAACAGCCCUCUCAGAUUGUUGAGCCCACUCAAGUUACUCAUGAUGUUCAGAGGCCAAUCAUUGAACCAGCCUCGGUUCAAGAAGAUAUCCAAAGCCCAAUCAUUGAACCAGCCCCGAUCCAACAAGAUGUUCACAGUCAAAUGGCUAAUGAGGAAACAUUUACUUCGGGAAGCUCUUCUGCCCCACCACCUCCAGAGCAUGAUGAUGCAUCUGUCAAACUAGCCAAGUUACUUGCUUUUCAAGAUUCCAUUUCUCAAUCCAAAGGAAAAGGAAUAUCUAUUGGCUCCAGGCAAGGAGGUGAUGAAGACUCCCAUCAAACCAUCUCUGAGCUCAAACAAGAGAUUAUGUUUUUGAAGCAGGAGUCCGUUGAGAAGGACUUACUGAUUGGUAGUCUGGAUGUGAGAGUUUCUAACCUUGAACAGGAGAACUCUAUUAAAGAUGCAAAGAUUUCUAAACGUCAAGCGAAUCUUGGUGGUAUAACUACUUUAUUCUUUGACCUGAAACAGCACUUACAUCAGAAGUUUGGUGAUGAUUUUCAACCUUUAAGCGCUGAAGGCGAAAAGAUUUAUGUUUAUAUCUCUGAUCCAGUCAAUCAACCUUCUCAAAAUGCAAGUGAAAGAGUUGUAAGACCUACUCCGGACGCGAAUCUUGACACCUUUUUAUCUUCUGGUCCCUCUUCUGCUCAAGAAAUAAGAGAGAAGCAAGCUCGAAUUGAGCAGCUGAAAGGGAAUAUGUUGGUGAUGAAGCAUUCGGAUCAGAAUGUUCCAGGAGAAUGCGGGUCGUGA